GCAUACAUUCCUACACUUUCGAUUGUUGGCGUUUAUAUAAAAAUGGAAGAAAAACCUCCUGUUCAUCAACGAGUGCACCUCAUUUCAAAAGAACCGAAAUAUGGUCCGAAAUGUGAUAAACCUCGAAUCUCUUUUUGGUGGUGCUUUACCAUUGAACAUCUGGAAAAGACGAGAAUUCUACAUAGGUCACCCAAACUUGUGAUGGAUCAACUUCGAAUUGGGUGA
Funneliformis caledonium is the source of this 225-nucleotide messenger RNA. Lineage: Eukaryota; Fungi; Glomeromycota; Glomeromycetes; Glomerales; Glomeraceae. The record is from the annotation of a GenBank genome assembly.